Xenopus laevis (African clawed frog) is the source of this 1319-nucleotide messenger RNA. RefSeq names its product zinc finger CCHC domain-containing protein 3-like. The coding region runs from base 123 to 1199 and encodes 358 amino acids. The transcript has a single exon. The record is from RefSeq and is a predicted model, not a curated record. NCBI's taxonomy places the organism in Eukaryota, Metazoa, Chordata, Amphibia, Anura, Pipidae.
UUGGCUCAGAUCAGGUCUGAUUUCGAGAAGCGAUCAUUGCUCCAGUUGGAACCCCAAAGCCAAGGGGGGAUACUGGGAGUAGAAAGAGCUGUGAUACGAGAGCUUAACACGAUUGCAGCAUCAUGGAAGAAGGAGUUCCGGCGUUUGCAAGAGUCAAGAACUCGGUUCGAGUCGUGACGGAGGCAGCGGUUGGCGAGGAGAGACUGAUCCAUAUCGUGGACAGGAUCCUGGGAGAGAUCGGCCAUGUACGCAGAGAGGAGAUACUGGCCAUUCAGGAUUAUCCCCGAAGAGGAGUCUACGAUGUCACCUUUAUAGGUGAGGGAGUGUUCUCCAGCUUCCUGAAGCUCCUUUCGGAGAACCAGGAAGAUUCUCGUCUAGCUGGGUACCGGAUUUUCCCGCAUUUCGAACAGGAAGAGGUGAUCUUGAUUGUCAAGUCAUACUCUCCUAAUGUCAAGCUGGAGGAAGUGCAGCUAGUGUUGAGCAAGUUUUGCGAAAAACUUGUUUUCGUGGGAAAGGUACUGAACGGGCUGGGAAUCUGGACUUCUAAGUACAGGUUCAAAGCAAAGUUCAAGAAGGACAAGCUACCGCCCGCAAGAUUUCGCCUUGGAACCUGGAGUCUGGAUUGCUUUUUUAACGGCAUGCCGGGCUUUUGCAAGAAAUGCCGAUUAUAUGGGCACAAAGAAGAAGCUUGUAAGGUGUGUCGGAAUUGUGGGGAGACGUCCCACGAUUCGAAAGAUUGCAAGGAACCCAAAAAGUGUAACUUAUGCUUUCAAAGUGGUCAUCUGUAUGCUAACUGUCUGCAAAGAAAUGGAAAGAUAGAGAAAAAAGCUGGGAAAAAAGAAAAUUUGUUUGAAGAUUUGUUUGAAGAGAUCCCACAGUCUAAGGUGGUAGAAGAAGAAAAAUCUACUGCCAAAAGUGAAGUCCUUGUGAAGAGGAAAACUAAGGUAAGAGAGGAGACCUUGGUGAAAACUGACAGUUUGGUGAGUGUUCCUGAAACACCAGCGAAAAAGAAACCGCGUACAAGAGGUGAAAACUUGUAUAGACAUUGGAAGGACAAAACCGAUGAAGAAAUUCGGGAAUAUAUAGCAGGCUGGUCAGAUGAUGAAGAGUUUGAGGAAGUACAUAAGUGCAUCCAAGAAGGACGAGUUACAGGUGACUAUAGAGAAAGAGUUUUGGACUUUAUUAGAAAAUUAAAAUGAAUGUGUUAUGUUGUGUUAUGUUGUACAAAUAAAGCUCUUUUAUGUCAUACGGUUUUAGUGAUGUUGUAAAGUUAUCGUGGGUUUAUCCUACAAGUAACUUUAUUACUGAUAGAAACCAUA